GUUUCACAGACACAAUAAUGGGUAAGAAAAGUCGCCUCGCAGGAGGAGCCGUUGGUCGGAGGACGAUCAUACAACUUUCUCCACCUGGCCAUCGCGGUGGAAAUACCGGAGAGAGAGAAGAGGCGCCGUCGGGAUCUGAUGAUGAACAGGACGGAGAUGGACAUAGAUUUGUUAAGCACACAAACAUGAAGGCUCCAACAGUAAAAGCCACAGAGGGGUUGUCGUUGCUUGGAGCCUAUGAAGACAGCGAUGAAGAAGAUGCUGGAAGCCGUUCAGCUGUAAAUUCUCAGCACAGCCAGCCAGGAGACAUCGACAGUACCCUGGCCAAUUUUAUGGCCGAAAUUGAUGCCAUCACAACUCAGCCCAGUACAGAUGAUGCAGCAGCUCCUGCCUCGGUUUCAAAUGCCACCCCACCUCGACCUGAGGUUAAAACUCAACAGCCAUCUGCGCCGGAUGGACACGAUCAUCAAAGCACAGAGUUUGAGUACAAUACGCAAUGUUCACUAGCCGGAGUGGGUGUGGAGAUGGGAGACUGGCAGGAAGUUUGGGAUGAGAACUCUGGCUGCUAUUACUACUGGAACACACUGACCAACGAGGUUUCUUGGGAGCUGCCACACUACUUAGCUGAUCAGGUGCAAAGCCUGGGACAUUAUGCUAACAGCACCAGCGUGAAUGGGAAUGGCACAGUACCUGCUGGUUAUUAUUCAGAAGAAAAUGCUGCUACUGCUGUAGCUUCAACAACUUCAAAAGAGACCAAAGUGAAGGAGAUUGUAGAGAGUGUUGUAGCUCUGACAAGUGAAGAGGAGGAGCAUCAGGGAGUGGCUGCCUCACUCCUUGGUCCACUAAUUCCUUCUGAAGUAAAGGAAGCAGAGGAAAAAUGGAGGAAAAGGCUGUUGAAGGGUUUGGAUGAGCCUGAGAACAGUUUAGAUUCUGAUGGAGAAGCUGCUAGGCCUGCAGAAUCUCCUUCUAUACCUUUUUUGGACUCAGACCCAGACCUCACAGUGCAGAAAGAUGUUUCUAAUAAGAAGGUGUCAAGAGACCAAUCAGAGGCUGAAGAGGAAGCAGAGGAGGACACAAUGGAACUGGAGCUUGCUCUAGAAAGAAAGAAGGCAGAGCUUCGGGCACUCGAAGAGGGUGAUGGGAGCGCAGGGGGCUCCAGUCCAAUGUCCGAGGCCAGCCAAGAAGCCGCUGGAUCUCGUGGGGGUCUCCUGAAAAAGAAUCGUUGGAAGACUGUCUUUCCAAGCGUUGCCAGCCCAGAUUCCAACAGCAGAGGUUCGGACUUUCUGGACAACGCAGAAACAACACUGCCAAAAAUUUCAGAAAGUGUUGUAGAAGGAGAAGGAAAUGAAACGGAGAAUUCAGAGGAAGCGGGGGUUUCGAAACUUCCCAACAAAGAGGAGGUGGAGACUCCUGAGCUAAAGUUUCAGAUUGGAGAACUGGCCAACAUCUUAACUAGCAAGAUGGAGUUCCUGGGGAUAAACAAAAAGACCAUCUCAAACUUUCAACUGCUUCUGCUCCAAACUGAGACACGGAUUGCUGAUUGGAGGGAAGGUGCUCUGAACGGGGCGUAUCUUCGACGCAAGCUGCUGGAAGCUGCUGAACACAUAAAAUAUUAUGAACUUAACGCCACCCCUAAAGGCUGGUCCUGCCACUGGGACAGAGAGCACAGGAGGUAUUUUUAUGUGAGGGACCGGACUGGUGCCUCCCAGUGGGAGUUUCCAACAGAGGAGGACAAGGAGGAGGACCUAGUGGACACUUCAAGUACACAGAAUCGGAGCCAAGAGGAGACCAAAACAUCUGGAUCAGCUGGUGGGGCUACAGAAUCCUCUUCUUCUGCUGCUCCGCCUCCACCUCCUCAGCCCAGUGCAUCCUCCUUCUGGUCCCCAUCCCAGCCACCGCUUCCCAACAGCCCUCCUCCACCCUCCAGCGAACCCCCGCCGCCUCCUCUACCUCCAGAGUCUCCCCCACCCCCUCCUCCACCCCCUGACAGCGAUGAAGAGAUCAUGGAGGUUGAGAUGGAUGUGGAUGACGACAAUGAAGAGGAGCCCCCAGCUCCUGGAACGGAGGAGGACAGCAGCGGAAGGUCUGGCCCUGCUAACAUGAAGAUUAUAGAGUCAACUACUCCUUUUGGAAAGGGUCAGAAACGGAAAGCUGGUCAGGGAAGCAAAACUGUUACUAUCGGUAGCAGUCCCAUACUUUACACCCAGGCACCUGUUACUGCAGCGCCUCUAAUGUCAGCAGCAGCCUACUGGGGUAUACCGGCUGUGGCUGCCCCUCUGGUCCCCUGUGAACCUCCAGCCCCGCCUGUGCCAGUGCUACCUCCUCAGCUACCGCUGCCUCCACCCCAGCCAGCUUUUGAACCUGUUGCAAUCAAAGUUUUACCUGCAGACAAGACCAAGAAAACAAAAAAAGAUAAGUCAAAGAAGAGUAAGACAAGGAUGCCUUCACUGGUGAAGAAGUGGCAGAGCAUCCAAAAGGAGUUGGAUGAGGAGGAGAAGAGUAGCUCCAGUGAUGAAGACAGAGAUUUGCUCAACAAGAAAAGCAUUGAGGAGUGGAAACAGCAGCAGCUCAUGACGGGAAAAGCUUCAAAGAAUGCCAACUUUGAGGUUCUACCAGAGGACUGGCGGGACCGCUUAAAGAAACGGAAGCUGAUGAAUAUCACAUAACAUCUAACGAUGCCCCCAGGCAGCAUUUGUAAAUCCACUCCUACCUUCACCAUAAGAUCAUCCCUCUGAAGAGAUCCAGAUUUAAUGAUCAGUGGAUCUUAUCUGUUCUUCGUUCUUAUCAGAGACAUUUUGAAGCCCUUAUAUGGCAGGCCAUUCUCAUUAAGGGGAUUUGAAUGUCCUGUUGUUUUUGUAUGAGAUCUGUAAAUGUGCCAAACGUGUUGCGGUAAUAAGUUCACCUUUUUAUAUAUAGACCCAGUUUGGAUGUCCACAGAUUUUAGGCAGAAUAGUCUACUUUAAGGAUUGUUUUUACAUUCAUGUAUAUAAAAGGGGAAGGAAGGAAUAGACCAAAUUGUUGGAAUGGGGAGGGAUUGUCACUGGACUUGUAAAUUUUGUAAGAAGUUAUUAAAUUUUUUCAAAGCUG
Girardinichthys multiradiatus is the source of this 3087-nucleotide messenger RNA. RefSeq names its product formin binding protein 4 (gene fnbp4). The coding region runs from base 18 to 2666 and encodes 882 amino acids. The transcript is spliced from 17 exons. Gene Ontology annotation, molecular function: protein binding. Lineage: Eukaryota; Metazoa; Chordata; Actinopteri; Cyprinodontiformes; Goodeidae. The record is from RefSeq and is a predicted model, not a curated record.